Molecule: messenger RNA, 3674 nt
Organism: Capsicum annuum
Lineage: Eukaryota; Viridiplantae; Streptophyta; Magnoliopsida; Solanales; Solanaceae
Product: pentatricopeptide repeat-containing protein At2g17140
Exons: 5
Coding region: 167-2764 (865 amino acids)
Molecular function (GO): protein binding
Source: RefSeq, a predicted model, not a curated record
AUUGAAAGAGUUUGAGAAAAAUGGAGUGUGGGGAAACAGCGAGUAGGCGGAACCGCCCAAACUAAACGCCUUUAAAACGCAUUUGUCUCCUAGUAUGGACCUUUAACACAUGGAAUAGAGAUAUGGUUGAAGUGAUUGAGGAGUAAAAACAAGGAAGAAGAAGGAAAUGGAGCAGCAACUAACAAAAGCAUUAGUGAAUAACAGUAGUAACCCGAAGCGGGCAUGGCAACUCUUCAGCCGCGCUCUCUCAACUCCAAAUCCUCCAUUCCAUUCAGUCCCUCUCCUUACCGGCAUCCUUCUUCGUCACCAAAUGCUUCCUCAAAUACACACACUUCACUCUUUCCUCCUUUCUCUAUCCCCUCCUCAUAUAUCUAUUCCUUGUCAAUACACCAUCGUCAAGCUCCUAGCUACCCACGAACACAUUCAAGACGCCGUUUCUCUCUUCCGAUCUACUCGAUCUCACUUCCCUCAUCAUCCACCACCCAAUGUCUCACUCUACAAUUUGCUUAUAAACAAGUCUUUCCAAUUUGAUUUUCCCAAUUUCAUGUCCUGGUUAUAUAAAGAUAUGAUUUCCGCUUCCGUUUCCCCUGAUACUUAUACCUUCAAUCUCCUCAUUGACGGGCUCUGCCGUUCCGAUCGUUUGGGAGAUGCCCGCCACCUGUUUGAUGUUAUGCGUGACAAAGGGUGUCAUCCCAAUGAGUUCACUUUCGGGAUUUUGAUUCGCGGGUACUGCAAAAUUGGACUUCCUUUAGAAGGUUUGAUGCUCCUCGAUAGGAUGAAGAUGAUGGAUGUUUAUCCUAAUGUGAUAAUAUACAAUACGCUCGUUGGCAGUUUCUGUAAGAAAGGGGACGAUGAUGAGGCUGAGAGGUUGGUUGAGCGGAUGAGGGAGGACGGGCUUGUUCCUAAUGUAGUUACCUUCAAUUCUAGGAUCUCAGCUCUUUGCAAAUCGGGAAAGAUUCUUGAAGCUUCCAGAAUUUUCAGAGAUAUGCAAAUAGGCGAGGUUUUUGGCUUGCCAAGGCCUAAUGUUGUAACUUUUAAUUUGAUGUUGCGGGGAUUUUGUGAGAAAGGGAUGCUGGAAGAAGCAAGGAAACUGAUAGAAUCUAUGAAGAAAGAUGAUAUUUUCUUCAAUGCGCAGAGCUACAAUAUCUGGUUAUGUGGGCUGGUUAGGAAUGGAGAGCUGUUGGAGGCUCAAACAGUUCUGAAAGAAAUGUCAGAAAAUGGUGUAGAUCCCACUAUUUAUUCAUAUAACAUCGUGAUUGAUGGGCUUUGCAAGAAUGGGAUGCUUGGUGAAGCAAAAAUGUUGAUGAGCUUAAUGAUAAAUGAUGGUAUAUCUCCAGAUACAGUUACCUAUAGCACUCUACUCCAUGGCUACUGCACAAAAAGUAAAGUGACCGAGGCAAAAAAUAUUCUGCAUGAGAUGAUUAAGAGAGGCUGCAUUCCGAAUAAAUACACUUUUAAUACUCUACUUCAUAGCAUGUGGAAAGAAGGUAAAGUAUCAGAGGCACAACAGCUACUGCAGAAGAUGAUUGAGAGAGGUUAUGACCUGGAUACUGUGAGCUGCAACAUUGUGAUUCGUGGUCUUUGCCAAACUGGAGAGGUGGACAAAGCUGUUGAAAUUGUGAGUGAAAUGUGGAGUCAUGGAAGUGCUGCCCUUGGUGAUCUUGGAAGUUCAUUUAUGAGUUUGGUUAACGAAGAUGAUCAUGGGAGAAAAUGCCUGCCUGACUUGAUAACCUAUUCAACCAUUAUUAACAGUUUAUUCAGAGAAGGGAAGCUUGAUGAAGCUAAGAAGAAGUUUGUUGAAAUGACUGGAAAGAAUUUGUACCCUGAUUCAGUUAUUUACAAUACUAUUUUGCAUCAUUUAUGUAAAAGAGGAAAGGUAUCAUCUGCAUUUCAAGUUCUAAAGGACAUGGAAAAAAAAGGUUGUAAAAAGAGCUUACAGACUUAUAAUUCUUUGAUACUUGGAUUGAGGAAUAAAAAUCAAAUAUUCGAAAUGCGUGGCCUGAUGGAUGAAAUGAGAGAAGAAGGAAUCUCUCCAAAUGUUUACACGUACAAUAUCAUGAUUAGCUUUUUAUGCCAAGCCGGGAGAACUGAAGAAGCAAUUUCUCUUUUGAAUGAAAUGCUACCGAAAGGAAUAAUUCCAAACAUGCACACCUUUGAGUUGCUUAUUAAAUCAUAUUGCAGGAUUGGUGAGUUCAGACCAGCUCAAGAGGUAUUUGAUAUAGCCUCAAGUAUAUGUGGUCACAACGAAGCGCUCUACUCUCUAAUGUUCAAUGAAUUUCUUGCUGGAGGUGAAAUUUUGGAAGCUAAGCAAUUCCUGGAAUCUGCAAUAGAUAAAUGCUUUGAUCUAGGAAGCUUCCUAUACAAAGAUCUUAUAGACAAGCUAUGUAAGGUGGAGAAUUUAGAAGGUGCUCAUGAUAUUCUCAAGAAGCUGAUUCACAUAGGAUUUGGGUUUGAUCCUGCAUCCUUCAUGCCUGUUAUUGAUGGGUUACAUAAACUGGGACAUAAGCAUGAGGCAGAUGAACUAGCGGAAAGGAUGCUAGAGAUGGUUUCAGAAGGUAAAGUGGGUAACAAAGCAUACCAAAACUAUAGAGAGUUGAAUCAUAUGAAGCGAAGUAAAUAUAACGUAGAUGGUUGGCAGGCAAUUGUUCACAGAGAUGAUGGAAGUGCAGCAGCCUUGAAAAAUUUGAAGCGGGUGCAGAAAGGGUGGGGUCAAGGAAGUAUAUCAAUUCUUCAAACUCCUAAAAAUGAUAUUCUGGAUGACUAAGAACCUAGUAACUGAAUGUUCCUUUCUUCAUGAUCAUGGACUGUGAGAGUUCAGGGAAUUGGUAGCGAAACACGGUCCCCUGGAAAAUUUAAACAAUGAGUCCAGCUGAAAGAAGCAUUUCUAAUUUCUAGGUCAUAAAUGAUUAUUGGCUGACAUGGAUGCCUGCAAAUGGAGCUCUGUGCCAAUACAGGAUAAUGAAUCAUUUUUUGCAGUUUAUAAAGCUGAAGGAACUGCAGUAGCUGAAACCCCCAAAUCGGGUCUAUAAGGCUGAUCCCACAUUUAUUGUGGAACAUUAAUCUCUUGAUGACUGGGUCAUCGUGCUUGUGCUAAUCCAUUAGCAUCAACAAUCUUGUAGAGAAUCAGAGAGCUUCUGCUACCGGCGGGCGGCUAUGACCCAUAUAUUACCGCCCCUCUGGCCAAUGAUUGUGUUAGCAAAACUUGGGCCACCAUGCUUCUUUCCAGUGGCUUCUUAUAUCUAAUUUGUGUAGCACUAUGCAUCUUUCUGGGAACCAGCUGCAAUGAUGACUAUGGGAACUUCUCAACGUCUACCAUUGGAGAACCUAUGGAAGAAGCAGGGAACCUGGACAUGGGUGUACUCUUUGGGAGGAAUAAUCGGCAGUGUUGGAGAUAGCUAAUUUAACAUCGUGUUUUUGGGUGCACUUGACAUUUUGUGUACCGUUAUGAACUAUCAUAUUGUGGUGCACUUUUGUGCUGCGACGAGAGGCAAGAUCUCUACGUUGUAUAUCCUGCCCUAGUAUUGUGUCCAGUCAAUACUUCCUCUUUGAGUUUCAUUGCAGUGAUGAGUUUGAGAAUAUUGACCAACUUGUUCAUUAACUGAAGAUAUUAGCAAAACUAAUUGUUUGCAUCCACUUGCUUUUCAAGCAUCACAAUGAACUCCAAUCUUCCUACU